AUGGCCAGCGGGGAUGGCCUGGACUUGCAUGAGGAGUGGCAGGAUGACGACUUCCCCAAACCCCUGCCGGAGGGGUGCCCGGGGGCCGGGGGUGCCCCGCGGCGCAUGCGGAGGCGGCUGCCGGUGCUGGAGCGGUCCAAGAGCACCGAGCGCUCACCCGACGCCAGCAUCAACCUCGACCUGGACGCGCUGGAGACGCCCUUGUGCAGCGAUGGCUUCGAGUGGGAGGAGGAGCUGCCGCACUCCUGGGGCUUCGCCGAGGGGGCUGGCAGCCGGCGGGUGCCGGACAUGGAGGAUGAGCGGCCGGAGGAGAGCGUGGAUCUGAGCGCGGUGGAGCCCUACAGCCGGGUGCUCUCCCACGGGGGGUACCACGGUGAGGGCUUCUGUGCCAUCCUGCUCUUUGCCGCCUGCCACCUCCCGGACAGCAGCAUUCCCCGGUACAGCUACGUGAUGGAGAACCUGCUCAGGUACAUCGUAGGCACCCUGGAGAGAACGGUGGCCGAUCACUACAUCCUGGUGUGCCUGAGUGGGGCGGCAGCACGGGGGCAGAUCCCCUCCUUCGGCUGGAUGAAACGGUGCUACCAGGCUCUGGAUCGGCGGCUCCGGAAGUGCCUCCAGACCGUGAUCAUUGUCCACCCCACCUGGUACAUCAAGGCACUCGUGACGCUCUCCCGGCCCUUUCUGAGCUCCACCUUCAGCGGCAAGGUCCGGUUUGCUGCCAGCCUGCGGGAGCUCUCCCAGCUCGUCCCCGUGGAGCCAGCGCACGUCCCCGAGCCCGUCCGGCGGUGA
Messenger RNA from Gavia stellata (red-throated loon), 789 nucleotides. RefSeq names its product BCL2 interacting protein like (gene BNIPL). The record is from RefSeq and is a predicted model, not a curated record. Gene Ontology annotation, cellular component: cytoplasm. The transcript is spliced from 7 exons. NCBI's taxonomy places the organism in Eukaryota, Metazoa, Chordata, Aves, Gaviiformes, Gaviidae. Bases 1 to 789 code for a protein of 262 amino acids. Gene Ontology annotation, biological process: apoptotic process.